CGCUCCGAGUGUAAAAUGAGCUGGACCGAGGAGCUGCGCAGCCGUCAGUUCUGGCGAGCCAUGAUGGCGGAGCUGAUCGGCACGCUGGUGCUGGUGAGCGCCGUGCUGGGUGCUUCUGUACCGGGCCCCGGGGAGGCCCCCCAGGGCCCCUUGAACCCGGCGGUGGCCGUCGGGGCGGUGAUUGUCGCGCUGGGACAUUGUUUUGGGGAAAUAAGCGGCGCACAGGUCAACCCUGCAGUUACUUUGUCCCUGCUGGCCACAAGGAGGCUGGAUGUCCUGAGGGCUCUGGUUUAUAUCACCGCCCAGUGUUUGGGGGCUUCGUUGGGGGCCGGGGCCCUGUACUUGGCUUUGCCCCUCAAAAGCACUGCAGACUACUUCGUCAGCAGGGUGCCCCUGGAAGUGAAUGCAGCGCAGGCCCUCGGCGUCGAGGUCUUGUGCACCUUCCAGUUGGUUUUCACCGUGUUCUCAGUUGAGGCCCAGCGACGGAAGGAAAGCCCAGAACCGGGAAAUCUGGCGAUCGGGCUGGCCCACACUGCUGGAGUGUUGAUCGGGGCUCGGUUCUCUGGUGCCAGUAUGAACCCUGCACGCUCUCUGGGUCCAGCCAUGGUCACGGGAUUUUGGGAAAACCAUUGGGUGUACUGGAUCGGACCGGUCAUCGGUGCAGUUCUGGCCGGCGUGUCCCACGAGUUCUUCUUCGCGCAGAGCGCCUCCCGCCAGAAGCUGGUGGCGUUCCUGACGUGCAAGGACAUCGAGAUCGUGGAGACCACCAGCAUGACCGGCUCGUCGCUGUCCACGGUCACUCAGCACGCCGCCAGGGCCAAGCAGGGCCACAAACAAGACAACAACUGAGGCCGCCGAGCGGGGAAUACGCAAACGAGCGCGGGACGCCGUCGGAGGGCUGAGCGCGUUUCCUCUCGUUUGCAAGGACGGAGGCGGCGUUGUCACGUUUGCACUUCAUUAGACGGCACAAUGCAGGCCCAAUCGAAACCCUCCUGCAAACCCAGCCGAGCCCACCGUCGCUGUUCUUGUUGUUGUUGUGUUGCACGCCGAGGCCGGCAAGCCUUUGAAAUGCUAAAGAGCUUCGUUGACGCUCUUAGUUCCUGCCCAUGAGUGUCGG
This is a messenger RNA of Syngnathoides biaculeatus (alligator pipefish), 1117 nucleotides long. Its product is annotated as aquaporin AQPAe.a. The coding region runs from base 16 to 849 and encodes 277 amino acids. Gene Ontology annotation, cellular component: plasma membrane. Lineage: Eukaryota; Metazoa; Chordata; Actinopteri; Syngnathiformes; Syngnathidae. The record is from RefSeq and is a predicted model, not a curated record. Gene Ontology annotation, biological process: transmembrane transport. The transcript has 6 exons. Gene Ontology annotation, molecular function: water channel activity.